UCGUCGCACACCGGGGUGGGACGAAUCGUCGCUCUCGCGGGGCACGUCCGAUCGACGGGCGGGGGGGCGGCGGAGAGCGCGGCGACCAAGUGACCGUCUCCACGGCAGUCGUGCGUGCGUGCCACGCACCGGUCGUACGAGUGCAGCAAGAUGAAGAUGGCGGACGGACCCACGAUCCUGCGGAGAAACAGGCCCGGGACGAAAGCAGAGGAUUUUUGCAGAUGGCCGGACGAGCCGUUCGAGGAGAUGGACAGCACGCUGGCCGUGCAACAGUACAUCCAGCAGAUGAUCCGGCGGGAUCCGUCUAACAUCGAUUUGAUACUUAACAUGCCGGAGGCAAACGACGAGGGGGUGUGGAAGUACGAGCAUCUCAGGCAGUUCUGCAUGGAGCUGAACGGUCUGGCGGUCAGACUGCAAGAGGAGUGCCAUCCCGAGACCUGCACGCAGAUGACGGCCACGGAACAGUGGAUAUUCCUGUGCGCGGCGCACAAGACUCCCAAGGAGUGCCCCGCGAUUGAUUACACUCGGCACACGUUGGACGGAGCGGCGUGUCUGCUGAACAGCAACAAGUAUUUUCCCAGCAGAAUCAGCAUCAAGGAAUCUUCCGUAGCGAAACUCGGCUCCGUCUGCCGUAGGGUUUACAGAAUCUUCUCUCACGCGUACUUUCAUCACAGGACGAUAUUCGACGAGUUUGAAAACGAGACUUUCCUCUGUCGCAGGUUUACGGCGUUUGUGACGAAAUAUAAUCUGAUGUCAAAAGACAAUUUGAUAGUACCUAUUAUGGAAGGUGAAGGCGCAACGGAGAGCGAAGCAUAGGAUCUAACGUUGCGGUCGUAUUGCCCAAAGUCGAAUUGCCAGAUUUAGUAAGAAAAGAAAAAUGCUAAUAUUCACGCAUUAUUCUGAUAUUUCGUGAUUAAUAUAAUAAAGAUCUUUGAAAGGGGUCAGUAAAUUCGCUCUUCUUUAAAUGACGUGAAUUUGUUAUGGUCUUCUGUCUUUAAUAUAUAAAAAAAAUAUGAAAAUGUGUCACGAGAAGAAUAUUGUAUUUAAAAAUAUGCAUCACAUUAGAGUUUACCUUUUUUGAAUCAUGUUCUAACAUCGUGCAAAUUAUAUGGCGUGAGGUAAAGCGAACAAUUGCUUUCCGCCAACGAACUCGUGGGUCUUUCAUGUCCGUCACCGAUUUCAAUCGUUUCACAUGUGAAAUAAAAACCGGCUGAUGUCGACAAGCCGCGAAAUAUCCCAACUACUAACUUGUUUUUCUUACAAAGAAGCCGCCUACACAUUCGUGCAGGUUUUCGAAAAAUCUUUAACAGUUGAAAUUGCUAGGACACGAGAGACUCGCGAGUUCGGCUGAAGAGUUAAAACUUUCGAAUUUGUAUACAUAAAUUUUCAAGAUACCUGCUUCAUUAGAGCGUAUCUCUCGCCGAAGUAUAUUUCCUUGGUAAUUGUGACAAAUUUCAAAGAUCUCGAAAAAGACAUAUUCUUAUCUUUGCUCAGUACCUUAUUAAACAGAAAUUUUCUUCGAUGAGUGUUUUAUUAAUAGCCGUGCAAUUAUUGCUGUAGAGUAUUUUUUCGUGUUUGACAAGCACAACUCUUGUAUCUAUUCGUUCUUUUAAUGUUUAAGAUCUGUGCAACCUUUUAAACAGUAGAAUUCACUGAAACUAUCAAACCUAUCAAAUCGAAACAUACUGCAUAUGAUAAUUUAAUCUCUGUUAUACUUUUUAUAAUAUAUUACACUAAAAUAAGAAAAAAGGAGGAAAGAGAUAAUACGAUGUUGUAAACUUUUUAUCUUACGCUAUUGAAGUUACUAGACACCGCAAAAGUGUCUCCCAUAUCUCUCUAUUAUGCUUUACCUUUUGUAAGGAACCUUUUGUAAGAAUAAUAGAUUGUGUGUAUCUCUCUAUAUAUGCUAAAUAUGUGUAAUGGAAAAAUAUGUAACUCAUUUAUGUAUGUUAAACACACUUAGUUGUUUAAACAAUUGUCUAUUUCAGAAUGCGUGCAAACCAAAUUCUAUCAGAUAACUUUUAUUAAAUUUCUAAUUAAUUUCAGGUAUCAUUAAUUUAUUUGUACAAAUAGCGUGCAUUGCACUAAAAAUCGUCGAAUUUUGUCCGGUAUGAGAAUUACUGAGAUGCUAAUGACGUAAUAACUUUUACUUUAUCUUCGACGAAAUGACAGAUUCAGCUUUGAUAAUUAGUGAUCUUUGUAUCUCAAAGCGGCUCGAGGUAAGAUAAAAUCCAGAGACAGAGAUUUCCAAUAAAGUGGAGAUCAUAUGUUUGUUGCCGAUUUGCAUAACCAAAAGAAGAAUGCGAAUUUAUAUAAACGAUUGUAGAAUUUUACACAUUAUUAUACGAGCAUCGUGUUAGUCUUAGAGUGACCAUAAUAAUCGUCAUCACGUAGUUGGUCUUUAUAAAAUGUAUUGUUUGAACGAGAGAGGCAUAGCGAUAAAUGUGGUAUAGCACUGUUAUUUAUAGUACAUAUACAUUUAUUCCGUAUAGCAAUAUGAAGGAUACUAAGCUUUCCUAUCCUGUUCUCGAAAAUUUCGUAACAAUUUACGGUGAACCUUGGACAGAUUGCUUGUUGGGAUAUAACGCUAAGUGGAAAGUAUGAUAAAAGAAAUGGAGUGUAGAAGAAUGGUCGGGCGCCUUAUCAAUUCUGCCCAUCUGUGGCUCUUCGAAUCUACAUAUAAUAAAAUAUCGCUAUCGAAAUUAUAGCGCGGAUAUACGAGCGUCGUUUUUUAAAACAAACACUAUUAACGGGAAGACGAUUUUUUUUAAAUCCGAGAAAUAGAUUGUAAGAUGAAAUCUUACGACAGCCGAUCGACGAUGGCAUUGCUUUGCGACAAACGUUCGUUGUAAUUCUCCUUUUAUAAGAAUAGGCGUCUUUUACGCCUUCGUGAUCGUGUGAUCUCUUUAUCAUACACUGGAAGACAGAGCAAUUCAUACUCAAUAUGUAUUGGCGCACGUUGUUACGCGAGAAUUGUACUGCCCUACAUGCUUCUCGCAACGAGAUUGACAAGUCACAGUAGCUCCGGCAUAUCGCGCAUUGCGAGAUUAUUUCUUUUCGUAUUCGACGCGACGGAAAAGAUAUUGUAACACUGUAUAUAAAACUUGUAAGUACAAAAACUCGAGUUAUAAUAUUAACGAAUACCGCGAUAAGUGACGAAAGAUUCUUUACGCAGCAGGAAUAUAUACAUAUAUAUAUGUAUAUAUAUGAUGUGUGACUGUUGCCAUGAAGAUUGUCUAUGUAAUGAUAAAGAAAUAAACUUUCUAUACAA
This is a messenger RNA of Vollenhovia emeryi, 3271 nucleotides long. RefSeq names its product MOB kinase activator-like 4 (gene Mob4). Gene Ontology annotation, cellular component: cytoplasm. The record is from RefSeq and is a predicted model, not a curated record. Bases 151 to 816 code for a protein of 221 amino acids. The transcript has 4 exons. NCBI's taxonomy places the organism in Eukaryota, Metazoa, Arthropoda, Insecta, Hymenoptera, Formicidae.